Clarias gariepinus (North African catfish) is the source of this 6625-nucleotide messenger RNA. It is a transcript of the gene bcorl1, whose product is annotated as BCL6 corepressor-like 1. Gene Ontology annotation, biological process: negative regulation of transcription by RNA polymerase II. Lineage: Eukaryota; Metazoa; Chordata; Actinopteri; Siluriformes; Clariidae. The record is from RefSeq and is a predicted model, not a curated record. The transcript has 12 exons. Gene Ontology annotation, cellular component: nucleus. Gene Ontology annotation, molecular function: transcription corepressor activity; protein binding. The coding region runs from base 528 to 5102 and encodes 1524 amino acids.
CACGGCUUGUCUUGACGAAACCCCCUCCCACCACCACCACGGACUUUCGGAACCGAAAAUCGUCGAUCUUAUUGAAUUGCUACCAACGGGAUUCAAAUCCUUUCCUUUCGGUGCAGCCUUAGCACCCUUAAUGUGGCUCCAAAGGGUUGGUGUUUGUUUGUACUGUUUGACAUCGUUAUCUGGCUCGCUAAUUACCUUCGGGAAUUAUUCAGUGGACAGAGACAUCGGGUCGGGGCUGUGUUAUGUUCUAACACCGCGGAUACCGGGCUGGUCUGAUAUGGGACGGAUGAAAUACCGUAUCGGAGAUAUUUCCGUACGAUGACACACGGCUUGUCCUUAACAUUUGCAAACAGUCUAAUACAGAUCGAUAGUUGCUUCGAGGAGACUUUGCUGCGCAGGGAUCUGGACGUUGCAGCUUCAGCGUAGAGCACAUUGCUAACUUUGUGCCAUACAUAGAAGACAUUCCGGUAAACACACAUCUGUCAACACACUCAAAGGAAUGCUGUGUUGAAAAAAAAAAAACACCUAUGCAGGUGGAUCCCUCACCAAUGAAUGUAGGGGAUGGAGGCACAGUGAACAAAGAGAGCAGUGCCCUUAAACAGCUGUCAGAGAGCAUGGUGGGGAAUCCUCAGCAGACACUGCCUCCUGAACUUAGAGGAGACGUGCCUCACGGACAGCAGAACAAGCUGAGGACAUCUACAGACUGCAAAAUGCCUAGCGUUUGCUCAGACAAGGCUAGCAAGACCAGCAAUUCAAACCAUUGCCCCGAAGUUCCCCCUUCCCAUCUUCGCAACAAUUCUGUAUUUAACACAGAUUCUUUUAGCACGCCAUUACCCGAUAGGACGGAAGUUCCAAAAGCCCAGCCUGAAGGAGCUGCUGCCUACCCAGCUCAGCACUGGCCUUGUGGUAAGAAGGUUGGCUCAGAGGACUUGAUGACUUUGGUUAACAAUAGUGCGACUCAAAAUAAGAAAGCUCCUCAUAACACGGGACCUACCCAACCUGUUAUCAGCCUUUCCCCAGGAUUUCAAUGUUCAACCCUCUUUAAACCAGGCCAACCUGUUGCUUUUCUUCCAUCUCCAAACUUUGCUUCUUCUCUUUGUAAGAUCACAUUGCCCCCAGGAUUGGGCCAGAUUGCUGCACUGAGAGAAGCCACGGCUAGUCAGUUUCAAAAGGACUGUCCAGUAUCUUGUCCUGGCUCAAGUGCGACUCCAAGGCUAAAAACAUAUCCGUUACAUUUUUCUAUGGGUCGAGGCAUUGCUGAGAAGAAACCACUGUCAUCUGCAUCGAAAGGCCGAUGUGAACAUGUUUCUAAUGCGAAGGGCUGUAAAGGUGUCGGAGAGCACAAAUCAACAAUUUCCUCCUCUGUUAGCCCAGCUAUUCCUCUCCCAGCACAACAGGCUACCCAAGCCUCAGCCCCACUGACUCAUUAUACUAUCUCUCCCACUGCUGCCAUCUGCUGUAGCUCAGCACUGGCCAACAUUACCACUCAGAACAGGCUUCUAAGCCUUGUAGAGAAAUGUCCCCCAUACAGAGGAAUCGAAAAGACUUCUGUGGCAUAUUUGAAACCGAAGACUGUAUCAUCUACUGAGGACCACAGUUCUCUGUGUCCAGAAGCUAGAGAUGUGCCUCUUGACUUAUCUUCAAAAUCCAAGCGCCAAAAAAGCAUUAAGGAUGCUCAAAGCAGUCCAACUACCACAACUGAGCAAUGCUUAUUUGAACCUCAUCAAAAGAAUUCCCAUGCCUCCAAAAGGCCUCAGACUUCCACUUAUGGUUCUGCUUCUACAUUUGCCAUUCUACCAGACACCCAAAGAAAUGGGUCAGCCCAGAGAUCCACCUCAAAACUCAGCAAUCACAAUUUGGAACCCAGUGCAUCAUGGGGCAAAGGCUCAUCUCAAGGUUCUUUAAACAACCUCCCAGGAACAUAUGUUGGUGUAGCAAGCCCUAUACUAGCCUCUACCCUGCGCAGCAAGGAUGGAAAAAGUGCUGCUUUUGUUGAAGAUGUUCAGAUAUUUGCUAAACAAGAAACAAUUUCGAUUAUUGAUCAAGGUGAACAAUUGGCCUCUAGAAGCAAGAAGACUCCUUCCUCAGUUAAAGGUGAAAGGCACAAUAAAGGUGAUAAGCAAUCUGGUAGUACAUCUGCCAGUACUACUGCCUCUGGAGUGCAAGAGCUUCCAUCCAAGCCCCUGUUUACUUCUACAAGCUUGCAAUCCCCAAGGACAUCAGGCGGAAAGGCAGGCGUUUCAUUUACACCACCAGGUAAACCACUGUGGCCCCAACCACUUUUUCAGGGGAUGUCUUUGCAGAAACGUCCAGCUCAAAGCCAAGCCCCAUCUAAGGUCAAAGGCAACCUGAGUUGUGAUGGCCCCUUGUUUCAUAAAUGUGAAUUAAGCCCUACUAAUGUAAAGGAUGAAAAAUGGGAGAAAACCCAUUCGCCCCUGUCCAACUUGGAGUCAAUAGUAAAGCAGAAAGCUCUUGAGACCACUGCACUGACUGGUGAAACCUACUGUAACCUGUCAACUGUGGGAUCCAGGAAGCCUGAUGUGGUGAACUUGCUCAGCAGAUCUCAGAACCCUCCAGUGCAACAAACUGUGGCAACUUGCUUUACACCUGGUGGAAUUUCAGAGCCACAGGACUCUAGGACAAUUAGCAAUACCCCGCUUACAGAUGCAUCAGUGGACAAUAGGCAGGAUGCCACAGCUGUUUUUUUGCCCAAAGAGAAAUGCCAUGACAAACAGGCAAAGCUUUUAGAAAACUUUACAGGCCAAAAGUCAGAGCUCAGCAGUCCUAAGAAAAGAUGUGCAUCUAGUAGUAAAGUUGGCAAGAAGGAAAGCAUGCUGGCUCCAGAUCCGGAGGAGAAAACAAGAGAAGACCCUGCAAUACAAAUGACUCCAAAUUCAAAGCUGGAGAGCAUAUCAAUUCCUCAGCCUCAAACAAAUACAGAGGCAGAGAAAAAAAUAAAUGGUGGUAAAAAAGAUAGGGUCUCCAAAGGAAAUGUACCCAUCACCAAACAGAAGAAACCAAGGAAGAAGGAGAAGACAUCUCCUGAAACACUAAAAAAGACUGCAACAUUAAAGAAGAAACCUCAGAUGAAGGAAAGUGCUACAGAUUUUCAAGCCCCUACCUCUAAAAAAAAAAAGGGUACCACCACAGAAAAGAGCCCACUGAAGGAGAGCCCACUAAAGCAGAGCACAUGUCCAAUCCCUGAAGAUGCAGCUAAGAUUCACAAAGGAAAGAGUCUUUCGGUUAAAACGGAGCAACCUCCCUGCAACAAAUCUGAUUUUGAAAAGAGCUCAGUGAGAAGUGUUCAGGUGGAACCUGCCCCCAUCACCAAAAAUGAUCAGCCCAGUAAGGAAACUAACUUACAGCAGGUGUCUUCCCCAAGGCCAAAGAGAGGUCGCCGACGCACUGACGAUGCCUUGCUGCGAGACUGGAGCUUUGCUUCUCCUCCUACUCCUCCUCCUCCUCUUCCUCCUCCUCCCCCUCCUCCUCCCCCAGAAUCAUUUUCUUCACCACUUUUGCCAAAUCCUGUUUUCCCACUCAGACGACCUCGGGGCAGACCUCGUCUUAAUCCUCUGCCUGAAAGCGGAGACACAGACAAUACAAGACCCGUGCAGGUCGCAAAGGGAGGAGACCUGGCCUCUGCAAAAAAGAGAAAGCGAUGCAGAAACCGCAAGUACCAGAAUGGGGAGUAUAUUACAGAUAAGGAAAAGGAAGCCAACAGGGAGAAUAAGGAGAAGUUUGAAAAUGGAGAGAAUGAAGAAGCAGAUAUGGACCCUCCUCUUAGUGGCACUUUGCCAUAUGAAGAUCCCAAUUCUGACCUCAGCCCCAAGAAGUCUCUAACUACCCGCUCAGGGACCAUGCGACAUCAAGAAAGUCCAUCCACACCGGAAUUUAACGACAAACCUCCAGGAAAACGAAAGUUCAAAAGCAAGCACUUGUGUGAUACAGAGGAACAGAAAAAGCUCAAGAUCAAACGGGGCCUUGCAGGGAAGCGCUCCUCAUCCCUCUCCACAGAUGAAGACAGCCCUAUGGCCAAAAAACCUUCCAAUCCUCUCUCUGCCCUAAAGGAAUCAUCAUCUCCUGUUCCUAAGAAGAAAGGGCCUGGAAAGGGGGGGGUCCUUGAACCUACACCAAGCCGUCCUGUACCCCCAGAGGUUCGCCGCUUGAUUGUGAACAAAAAUGCAGGGGAGACUUUGCUACAAAGAGCUGCUAGGCUGGGAUAUCAGGAAGUGGUGCUAUACUGCUUAGAGAAAGAUGUAAGAGAGGUGAACCGCCGGGACAAUGCUGGCUACACUGCACUGCAUGAGGCGUGUGCUCGUGGUUGGACACACAUUGUGCAGGUGCUGCUGAAGCACGGUGCUGAUGUCAAUUGUAGCGCACAAGAUGGAACACGCCCCAUUCAUGACGCAGUUGCUGCAGAUAGCCUGGCAGCAGUGUGGAUGCUGUUAAAUCAUGGUGCAGACCCAACGCUGGCCACCUACUCUGGCCAAACAGCUGUUAAAUUGGCCCAAAGUCCCAGCAUGAAGACCUUCCUCAAAGAAUACUUCACUGAUCUAGAAGGUCGCCCUGACCAGGAUCCAAGUCUGCAGUGGGAUUUUUACAGCAGCUCUGUAUUCGAGACAGAUCAGGAGGCCUGCUGGGACUUCCUACUGGCUCAACCUGAAGACGAAGACAAGGAAGAAUGGAGAGAGCAGGGAAAGGAAAAGGACACGGACUGCCUUUUGUUUGAGUUCUCUUCUGAACCUUUAUUACCUUGCUACCAUGUUCAAGUAUCAUUGACACAGGGCUUUUGCAACUGGUUUCUGCUGAUGGAUGUAUUGAAGCGCCUAAAGGUCUCAGCUCGCAUCUUCCAUGCAAGAUACCCUCAAUUUGAGGUGGUGUCUCUCACAAGGGCUGAGCUUUGGAGGCAGGUGAGCGUUAGCCAGACGUGCAUUGCCCCAGAUGAGUUGCGACCCGUCGAUGAGGAGGAGGAUGACGAAACCGUCGAGCUGGUGCGCUGUGUACCAGAGCUACAGGGACUUUUUGGCUCAUCCAUCCAGCUGCUACAAGAUGAUGACAACGAUGAUGAGAGGUCAGAGGUCAUAAGCCUCUGCAACCGGUAGCGAUGUCCUGGGAUGAGGGAGUAGCCAUCAACAGGCAUUUGCGCCUUCUUAUUUACUGGUAGAGAUGCACUGCUACGAAAACCAGCACUUUGUAUGUACACUAUCUGCCAAAAUGGCUCAUUAAAAACACAUAAAAUUCUCUUAGAACAAAUCUUCUCCCAGACUGCCUUCCCUUAAAGAAGACUUGUUAGAUUGACUUGCCUUGGAAUCACUUGCAGGAGAAGGGAGGACUCUAGCAAAGCAGACAAAGUAAAUUUCUGUUCCUAACCUGUAGGUAUUUUUCACUGUCCAGUAACUUCUCUCAAAUCUUUUUAUAUGUAUAAACCUAUAAGUAUAUGUAAAUAUAUAUGUAUAUAUUGACAUCAGGGUGAACCCAGUUUGGUUGUAAUUUAUCAUUGAUAUGUUUUAAUGUUUGUUUAUUCCUGAAGUUCUGUGAAUAGUUUUGAAAGGAUGCCCAAGGCAUUUUUCUUUUUGUUUUACCUUGGUGAACUCGAAGGUUUAUGGCCAGCUUAUUGUGGCAGGAAGGACUUUGGGACAGAUGGUUCCUCUGUAAACCUAUGAGAGUCUCUCUCUUGCUCUGUUUUGCGCACUCUCUCCCAGAGGACCCCUAACCCAGAGCAUAUGUCGAUCAGCCCUGCCUUCCUUUACCUCACUGUACUUCGGCUUACAUUGGCACCACAGCUCUGCUUACAACACCUCAACUAGCUGCGUUUAUUUUGUUUGGUUUCUUUGCAUUGUAGCAGGCAAAGGAUUGUUCUUUCAUAUUUAUAAAAAACAAUUUAUUCUGAUUUUUGAGACAAGGUAUAGACUUAUCCAUAAGUGAGAAGUUUCAUUUUAUGUUUACAAACCCUAAAGAGAUUGUUGGAUAUCAAGGUAUGAAGACCCUUGUGUAAACAAGAUGAAAAAGCAAACCUGUGGAAUAUUUUUCUGUUUGGAAGUUUUUUUUUUUGGAGAUUUUUCUAGGGACUUUGUUCUGGAUGUUGUCCAGCACCUUGCUCAGUUCAAGGUCAUGAGAGGAGACCUCUCUUACUUACGUUGUUUUCCCCUGUGUAUCUGGUUCCAGCGAGCAUUGUGGUGCAUGGUGUGUUUUAUUUACAUGGUUUGACUGUUUGUGUUUAAUUUAAUAGUCAUUAAUAUAUUUGACUUUUUGUGUAUCAGACAAAUGAUAUAUGAAAGUUGCUUUGUAUGGUUGGUGCUUUAUUUGAAAUGUAAAAUUAAUGAGCCCUUUACCCUAACGGAUGUUGUGUUCUCCUUCACUCCAAACAGUGUUUUAACAAGCAAAAGUACAGUUUUAUUGUACUGGUGCUAAAAUAGAUUUUGUGUUGACAAUCAUUGACCCUUUUUUUGAACUGAAACCAAUAAAUACUAUUUAACUGAUGAGUGAGAAAUUUAAAGAGAGAGUUUAGUUUCAUUAUCAAUAGAGGUCCAUCAAGCCAUCAAGAGUGCUUGGUUUUGAAGGUUUAUUGUCUGUGUGAUGCGCAAAGGGGAUAUGUUUAUCUCAUUCCUUUUUAAAUGAAUUUGAC